This is a messenger RNA of Spirodela intermedia, 13979 nucleotides long. The record is from the annotation of a GenBank genome assembly. Lineage: Eukaryota; Viridiplantae; Streptophyta; Magnoliopsida; Alismatales; Araceae.
AUGGCAGCGCAGUCGGCGGUUCCGAACCUCUACGACACGGCGUCGCAGCCGGACACCGGAGGAGAUGCCUACACCUUCCUCGAAUUCAAUACCCAGGGCGACGAGGAGUUCGACUAUACCGAGUUCCAGGAGCUAUCCCAGCCGAUCCGCCCCGCGUCGUCGGAUCUACUCUCGCCGGAUGGGCGGGCACCUGGGAAUGCGACGGCCGCCGUCGCCGGUCCGUCCUCUUCGGCUGUCGGCUCAGCGUCCUCAUCGUCCUCAGCAGGGGGAAGGGCUGGUGGUUCCCCGUCCUUAACAGCUUCUGCGACCGUGGACGUGCUCGCAGCGGGAAUGGGGGGUCUUACAUUUGAGGAGACGGGUGGCGAAGAUGAAGGCAGUUACGAGCAUGGUGGGAAGGGAGACUUUAUAGAACACGCGUGCCGGUACUGUGGUGUUGCGAACCCAGCCUGCGUUGUCAGAUGCAAUAUGCCAUCGUGCCGGAAAUGGUUCUGCAACUCCCGAGGGAAUACUUCAGGGUCGCACAUCGUUAAUCACCUGGUUUGUUUGCUAUCGACCAAAACUGGAAACUUAAGCUUUCACGUCGUGUUAUUAUCUUCUGGGCCUCAUUUUUUGUAGUACUGGUUGAUUAGUGUUGUCUUUCUAAAUUUAAUUAAAGUUCAACGCGCCGUCUAGCAGAAGGAACUGAAUUUGUGAUUUUCUUCGAAGAUACACAUUAAAAAUUGGAUAUGGCGCUAUAAAGAUGAUGGGUGGAAUGUUGGGACUCCGGCUGAGUUUCUUCCGUCGACAAUUCGAAGUCCCAUUAGAAAAUGUGAUCUUUUUGUUUGGCUUCGUACCAACCCACCAUAAUUUUCAUCUUCCUCUAGCUCUUCCAUUUUCUCAUCAGCAAGGUCUCCUAUGAAUAUGAGCUUCCAUUGUCCAAACCAUGAUUUUCCCAACGUUCGAACAGAGAGUAGCUGCUUCAACUCGUUAGGCUAAAUAAAUCUGGAACAUUUCGUAAGUUGACCAUGCCUGUGCUGAUCUUCCCCGAACUUUAUGAAAAUACAAACCCAACAUGAUGAUGUGGGUAACUUGGCAGGUCAACAUACUCUAUUUUAUUUCUCUGCACUUGGGGCCCCAUGGAUACGUUAAUUGAAAACAUAUCUAAAGGUUUUCGUAUAGGAAUCCUUAAUGCGCGGAUGAAGAAAAUGUUGAAAGGUUUGCAAGUUGAUUACAUUUAUUUCAUGAUUACUCAAUAUUGUUGGAUGAAUAAGUUUAGUUGCUUGUUUUUAUGACCCUUUUAGUAGAGGACGUUAUUUUAUGGUAUUUAGGUAAUCAUUUAGACUAAUCAAUCGAAGAUAUUUAAAACUGAUUCGCGUCUGCAUAGAGCAUAAUGUCUCAUAAUUAUGUGGUUGCUAGCAAAGAAAAAUGGAUUUUCAUUGCACUUGUUUGACGAUAUGAGUCCAAUGUUUUUAGUGGUUUGCAAUGCCCACUGUGUUCAUAUGUCGGGGUUUUCUUUCUUUUCAGGUUAAGAGCUCCGUUAAUGUGCUUUCAGUUAGUUUAUGGAACAAUGGGGCCUUGUCGGAGGCAUACACCUCAUGGACAAUAGUGACCUAUUCUUGCAUGUGUAGCAUAUUAAAAUUCACAUUAUUAUCUAUUUAGUCGGGUAGUCAUUUCUUGUUGUUCCAAAAUCUGAUACAUAAAUAGCUUCAUGGAAUUUUAGCUUUUUCAGUACCAAGAGGAGAAAUAAAUCCUGUAUCUGAUUUUAACUUCCAGGGCUGAAUUUUUGGAAAUGGUCUCACAAGAUAUUUCUUGGUUGCGUGAUGAGUAGGGAGUUUGUACAUCAUAGUACAAAAGUAUUAAUAAAAUGUAGGAAAUGAGAAAGAAAAAAGCAGGUUACACCACAUCCAUAAUCAAGGAGAAUUAAUGGAGUCCGUCUGGGAAGUGCUGUUUUGUUGCUUUUGGAGACUGAACAAUGCAUGUUACAGUGAAGUGUGAUAUUGUUCCGUGGAAUGCUGUUUUUUUUUUUUUUUGGAGAAAACAGUGAGUCAAUAAAACUUUUAAUGGCAAUCUCUUAUUUUAAGGUUGGAAGCAUGGAUAUCGGAUUCUGGCUGUACUUUGAAUUUUUGAUGUGUCAAAUCUGUUCCAGCCACGUUGGGAAUUAAUCAGGUGGAUUUUCCAGUUUAGAUAUCAUUUUAACCAUUUGUGGAAGGCGGAAAGUUUUGGAGAUGGAUGUACAAGGCGAACUUUAUUGGCCAAAUCUUGUUACAAAUCAUCACAGGUGUGGAGUUUUGUAUAAUGACGUUGUAGGAGAUAUUAAAUGUGAAUUAAAGUCAGAUUUUUUUCUGGAAGCCGGCACUUGAAAGAUUUCCAAAUAGUCACGAAUUUAGAUACUUCAGGUUUCAGACGUCUUUUAAUCGUUUAUUCUUUGGUAGUUCUGGAAGAUGGUUUUUUUAGACAGCUGUCAGUUGCGGUGUGAUCCAGGUCUAUGGGAAAUUGUCUUCAAAUCGUGAACUUUCUGCUGUAUCAUCAUGAAUGGUUGCUUAAACAGCUGAAUAGUUAAGAAGUGGAGAAUAUCUUUUUCCUAAUGCACUGGGCAGUCUAGAAGAAAAGAGGCCAGAAGAAAUUUCAGAGUAUUUAUAAUUACGCUUAGGAUCACUUUUCAAGGGUGCCAGCUCUGUUGGGUAGAGUGUUGGAGCUAAUUAGAUGAUUACAAAUUGUUCCCUCGGAUUCAGGAUUUCAACUAGUGCUUCAGCAUUUUUUCUUGCUUGAACUCAAUGCAUUCUUGAUUUAGCAUCUCGCUGAAUUCUAUCUAGCGUUUUCUUUUUAGGUAUUUAAAAUUUUCUGGGUGGAUGUUGGCAUCUUUUUUAAUGUACUUUUAAUGCCUAUCUUUUAUCUUGUGUACUUCUCUUUUUAUUUAGCUUCUUUUUAUUAUGACCCCACCAUUCAAAACUAAUGAUAGAUUGCUUUUUCUUUCUUGAUCAAAAAUUGUAUUUUAUUUUAUUUUCCAAUUACCUUGUAGUGGAGAACUGAUCUAAAUUUUAGUUAAGAAUAAUUCCAUGCUUGAUCCAUCUAUUUUUAUGCUUGUAGUUUGGAUAUAUUUUCCUUUCAUUAAAAUGUGAGCUGAAAAUUAAGGUAGUUUUAUUUUGGUUCAUUCAACCAUUCUCUAAAUGCACUUAUGUUCCUGCUUUCAAUUUUCUGACAGGUUCGAGCAAAACAUAAGGAAGUUUGCCUGCAUAAGGAUAGUCCACUGGGGGAAACAAUUCUCGAAUGUUAUAACUGUGGUUGCCGCAAUGUCUUCCUUCUUGGCUUUAUAUCUGCCAAAACGGAGAGUGUUGUUGUUCUUCUGUGCAGAGAACCUUGCUUGAGUAAUAAUGCAUUGAAAGACAUGAAUUGGGAUUUGAGCCAGUGGUGCCCUUUGAUUGACGAUAGGUGUUUCCUACAGUGGCUUGUCAAGGUCUUCAUUUCUCUUGUAUUUCUUUGACUGAUAUAAUCAUGUACCUUGUUUUGUUAUUGACUUUAUGAAUUUUGGCUCAGAUUCCUUCGGAGCAGGAGCAACUCAGAGCACGCCAAAUUAGUGCUCAGCAGAUAAACAGGGUAGAGGAGCUUUGGAAGAUGAAUCCAGAUGCAACUCUGGAGGAUCUUGAAAAGCCUGGUGUUGAUGACGAACCUCAGCCUGUGGUCUUGAAGUAUGAAGAUGCAUACCAGGUAAGGAUUUCGCGUACCACUAUCUUCUGCAUGAAAGAAACCCAAAAUUUUCAGGCUUUGUGCUAACUUGUUUGUCUUGUUUGAAACAACUGUAAUUUUUGGGUCAUAAAUAGUAUUUGGUGGCAUAUUAACUAUUUCCUUGUGCAGUACCAAAAUGUAUUUGCUCCUCUUGUAAAGCUUGAAGCCGAUUAUGAUAAGGUGAGUCGUUAUUCUUUACUUUUAAUGUUUUUGUACAAUUUUGUUGUCUUGUUGUUUAAUCGGUUGGAUUACAUAUUUAUUUCUAUCUUUAGAUGAUGAAAGAAUCUCAGAGCAAGGACAAUCUGACAAUACGUUGGGACAUUGGCUUGAACAAGAAGCGUAUAGCUUAUUUCGUCUUUCCAAAGGUUAAUGGUUUAGAAUGUUCAAUCCCCGUCCUGUUUAAUAACGUUUGCCUCUUUCUAUGGCGUUGAUGAUAAUCUGUCCCAAUCUAAUUUUUAUAAUUUCUCAGGAGGAUAACGAAUUAAGGCUUGUUCCUGGAGAUGAAUUGAGGCUAAGAUACUCUGGCGAUGCAGCUCAUCCUGCAUGGCAAUCUGUGGGGCAUGUGGUUAGUAUUCCUACCUUAUUGCUGGUUAUCAGAGCACCAUUAUAGUCAAUCAUCCAAGAUCCAGCUACGCAGACAUUUUUCUUAGUUGCGUUGAUUAUUUGCUCUUCUGUUUUCAGAUUAAACUAACUGCUCAGGAAGAGGUUGCACUAGAGCUCCGAGCAAAUCAGGUAGGAUUGAACUUAUUUGCUUCUUGGUACUGUGAUAUUUCGGUUCACCAUUGAUUACGAACUGUAUUUUUGGUUCCAGGGUGUUCCUGUUGACUUGAACCAUGGAUUUAGCGUAGAUUUUGUGUGGAAGAGUACCAGCUUUGAUAGAAUGCAGGGUGCAAUGAAGACAUUUGCUGUGGACGAGACAAGUGUUAGUGGGUGAGUUUCAAAUGUUGUUGGGCUUUGAAUGAUGAGUCAGAGACAGAAUUUCAGGAUUUCCUAUAUGUUAUUUGGACUUUCUCUCUCUAAUACACCAUUAAUUUGUUAUCACGUCAGUAGAUGGGUGAUAUGAGAAUAAGAUGAUGAGUUGUGUGCUCUCGUGUGGUCUUAUUUAUUGGUAUAUCUCUCACAACUGCUAACAUUAUCUCAGAUGAACCUUUGGCUAAGAAGGGAAAUGCAUCUGCUUAUGGUUUUCAAGAACAUUCAUGUUGGAUCCAAAAACCCAGAUAUUUGUUCUACCAUAAGCAAUUCACGUUUCAUUAGUUGUUCCAUAUGCAUCACCCUCAGCAUCUUAGCUGAUUUUGUAGAUUACCAAUCUUGACUUCCGGGUGCUAAAUCUGCUCAAAUUUUUUGAUUGCUGUGAUUUCUGCCAUGUUGGAUAUAUCUUACUAUCGAUUUUGUCUGCUGAUUCCUUGAAGUCUCUUUAAGAAAUUUAUUCAGAUCUAACCUUACAUAUUUCUGACUGAGUCAGAUAUGCGAAAUUUAUUUGAUUUACCAUAAAAUCCUUAAUGUGUUACAUAUUCUUAUUUGAUUCAGACGUGUUACAUAUGCUCUCUUUCAGAUACAUAUACCAUCAUCUGUUAGGUCAUGAAGUUGAGUCUCAAAUAGUGCGCAAUGCAUUGCCACGUCGCUUUGGUGCCCCAGGCCUUCCAGAACUCAAUGCGUCUCAGGUUGGUCAAAUUCGAAAUGUUGUACAAUAUUUUGGAAUUUUGUAAUGUUGACUAGUACAGUUCGGUAUUGUUCCAAAAGCCUGCUCAAUCCUAGGUCACUUGAGGAAAUUAUUUGUAAUUAUUUAGGUCGAGAUAGCCGAUCCUUGAUGUUCUGGGGAAAUACAUCUUUUAUUGGCAUCUAUUUUCAUGUAACUAGCCUCGUCAUUGAUGUUAUGGUCAAUUUGUUGUCCUUUUCCUGUGGACAGGUCUUUGCCGUUAAGAGUGUGCUUCAGAAACCAAUUAGUCUCAUACAAGGUCCCCCUGGCACAGGAAAGACCGUCACAUCUGCAGCAAUUGUCUAUCACAUGGCAAAACAAGGCCAGGGCCAGGUAGUAGCAGACUCAUUAUUAAUAUUUUCCUAUACGAAACAUGGAACUUAUUGUCACUUAUCUCAUUAUUAAGGUUUUGGUUUGUGCUCCAAGCAAUGUAGCUGUUGACCAACUCUCAGAGAAAAUUAGCUCAACUGGUUUAAAGGUGAUCUUCUGGUUUUUCGUCUUUUGCUUGAUCUUCAACCCUUAGGUGCACCAACCCUCUCUAUUGUUUUCCUGGAUGAUUUUUUUGCUUAUUGAUUUAUUUUACAUGAUCUCCUACAAGAAGCUGUUCUUUCUCCACUCUUUUAGUCUCUGUUUGACAAUGUAUGGUUUCGUUAAAAUUUAUGAUUUGCUUUCUCAUUGUUGUUUGUAAAAAGAUUAAUUUAGAAAUGUCAGUCUUUGAUUUUACUGUUAUUUCCACAUAAGGGAAAAAUUUAGUUAGAUGUAAGAUUAUUUGUGAAUGCUGUGGGCUAAAGGAUAUAUAUGUAGUCUCACAUUCUUGCUAGGGGUAUUCUUGUGAACGUGUAACGGUACUGUGUUAUAGUGUUACUAGUAACAGCUGCCUUGUAAUGUUCUAGAUUGGAAAAUGUUCUUUUACGACAUAGCGUAUUAAAUGACUGACUGCGGAAGAAAUGAUAGGAAUUCCCGUUUGUCAGUCUAACGAUUUAUCUUUUGAUUUUAAAUGCAGUAUUUGUACGUGUACGACCUUUUGACAAUCAGGAUAUAAAAUUGUUUUGAAGGAGCAGCCUUUUACACGAAGAUAAAUAUAAGUUAUUUGGGUGGAACAGCAGAAUACAAGGAUCUUUCUCUAUGUUCCUUUUUCGUUUUAAAAGUUGUAAUUGCAAUUUAAAAUUCAAUUGGUUGUUUGAUGAGAAGACCAAUUCUAUGGUUAUAUCUUAAAUGAAAGGAAUAAAAUAAUAUUAUUAUAGUUUCUUACUGCAAAGGACAUAGCAUGGACACUGCGUGGUGGGUCAAUUUUGGGAGAUUACAAUUUUAAGUUUCUUACGCACUAAGCAUUUUCAUUCAUUGUUGGUUCCAUGGAUUUUCUUUUUUAGCAACUUGUGUUCACUACAUAGCAAAUGAUUUUCAAUAUGAUGAGCCUUCAUUCAGGUUGUCAGACUUUGUGCUAAGUCAAGAGAAGCGGUCAGUUCUCCUGUUGAGCAUUUAACUCUUCACUAUCAGGUUAGUCCUCUCUUCCUCAUCUCAUUACAAUUUAUUUUGAUAAGUGACUGAUGUGAGGUCAUUUUUCCUGAAUUCUGCUAUCAAUUAAAUAUCAGGUCCGGCAUCUUGACACGUCUGAAAAGAGUGAACUCCAUAAACUUCAGCUGCUGAAGGAUGAACAAGGUAUGCAAUAUGCAUUCUCUAUUGCCUUGAAUAGCUCUCAAACUUUUGCACUUUUUUCCUCAUUUUUUUAAUUGUGGGGGCAUGAUAUCUGCUUCUGGCGUCUCAUCAUAGAAGUCUCGAAUGUUUUUUAAAUGUGUUUAAGUUGAAAGUUCUUAGCUCUUCCUCAUAUUUUUGGCUGGCCUAAGCAGUUUUAAAUAGUGAUUAGUUUGUUUUGAACAAUGAACAAAGAAACCUGUUAUUUGAAAAGUAUAAAUAUUACAUCAAUUUGAAGGACACAACUAUUCAAGUGAAUGAAACAUGUGAUUAAAUAGAAAAGGUGAUUCCGUAUCGUUUGAGUAGAUAAUUAUCACACAAAACAUUCUCUCUUUCUCUCUCCAUCUCCAAUGAAGUUCACUAACCAGGCAAUGAAGUCAAUUAAUUCGUUUGCAUAUAAUUUUGGUAUCAUACAUUAUUGCAGGAGAGUUAUCAAGCAGUGAUGAGAAAAAAUACAAGUCCCUGAAACGUGCGACUGAAAGAGAAAUAUUACAGAGUGCUGAUGUUAUUUGUUGCACCUGUGUUGGGGCUGGGGAUCCUCGAUUGUCAAACUUCCGUUUCCGCCAGGUUUAUAAAUGGUCUAAUUUAGUCUGAUUCUGCUCGCGAGAUUUUUGUCUCAUUGUAGUUUCUUUUUUCCAUAGGUUCUGAUUGAUGAAUCCACUCAGUCAACAGAGCCUGAGUGCCUUAUUCCACUUGUUCUUGGAGUCAAACAGGUAAUAUCUCAGUUUUGUACAUUUGUAUUGUUAGAUCUGUUCUAUAAAUUUAUUCUAACAAUCAUUUUUUUAUAAGGUUGUCCUCGUUGGGGAUCAUUGCCAACUUGGUCCGGUGAUCAUGUGUAAGAAAGCUGCCCGAGCUGGCCUAGCUCAGUCUCUCUUUGAGCGUCUUGUCCUGCUGGGGUUGAAGCCAAUCAGACUACAGGUGAUGUGCUAUGAAUUUAUUGAUUGAGAACUUCUUUUCAUUAGAGAAAUUAAAUGUUGUACUUUUAUGAAAUUCAUUUAUUAUUAAUAGAUAUGCAAGCCUAAAAUUGCAGGUCCAGUAUCGCAUGCAUCCUUCUCUCUCAGAAUUUCCUUCCAACAGCUUCUAUGAAGGAACCCUUCAAAAUGGUGUUACCAUUAAUGAACGACAAUCAACUGGCAUUGACUUUCCUUGGCCAGUACCAAAUCGUCCAAUGUUUUUCUAUGUCCAGGUAACUAUUGGUUUAUCAAUAAAGAGUUCGUGUGGAGUGAUGAUCUUCAUACGAUAUCAGAUAUGUUUUUACUGCAUGUUUUUACUAAAGCAACAUUCUUCUAUAGAUGGGACAAGAGGAGAUAAGUGCUAGUGGGACUUCCUAUCUGAAUAGGACUGAGGCUGCAAAUGUGGAAAAAAUUGUUACGACAUUUUUGAGGAGUGGUGUUGUUCCCAGUCAGGUACCCCUUUCAUAUCAUAUUGGUUGUUUAUUUUUUGUUUGUUAGAUUGGUUCUUUCAUAUGCAUGUUCUUGCUUCUAAAAUUUUCAGAUCGGAGUUAUUACACCUUAUGAGGGACAGAGAGCCUAUAUAGUUAACUAUAUGUCAAGAAAUGGUGCUCUAAGACAGCAACUCUAUAAAGAGAUUGAGGUUACUUCCCGUCUAUGUAGAAUUUUUGGUACUGGUUGUUUGUAAUACCGCGCCCUUCAGUAUAGUUUUUAAUAUUCUUUUGCAGGUUGCAAGUGUCGAUUCAUUUCAGGGAAGGGAAAAAGACUACAUUAUUUUAUCAUGUGUGAGAAGUAAUGAACAUCAAGUGAGUUAGUUUUUAUCUAUUCCUGGGUCAUUUUCACUGAUUCUGUCAAUGUAUUCGCCUAGUAAUCUUUUUCUCCUUCAAAUAUUUUAUAAUCAUUAUACUGUGGCUUAGGUGUUUAGUUGUUGAUGAACAUGAUACUUUUGUAGUAUUUGCUGGACAUUUCGUUUGUGCUGUAGAAUUUAUUAUGUUUCAGUAUCUUAUGAAUAAUCAUGUGGUGAUGAAUUUUUUAUUAAGCCAUUGUUUUCGUCGACUUUUUUCAUCAAUUGGUCACUAUAUAUGUUGUCGUAGGAACUACUUGUAUGAUUUUCUGUAAAUGUAUCACAGUUUGGGGGCGUCACCCGGAAAUUCCAUGAUCUUUAUUUUUCUCUUGUUUUGGUUAAUCUGCCAGAUUUCGUAUGGUGGGCCUGUGUUGAUUAUCACAAUUGAUUUCAAUUACUCCUUUCAUCUCUUUGGCUGACAGUGCUUACCAUCUUAUAAUUUUUCUUUUCAGGGAAUUGGAUUCCUUAAUGACCCGCGCAGGUUAAAUGUUGCACUUACUCGUGCACGUUAUGGCAUCGUAAUCUUGGGAAAUCCAAAAGUCUUAAGUAAACAGCCAUUGUGGAAUAGUUUGCUCACACACUACAAGGUAUGUUGGCUUAAAUUUUAGACAGCAUUUUAUCCGUGACUUGUGAGCGAACUUUAUACUCUGUUUUCUUCUAUUGUUGAACCCUUUUUCAUUGGCCAUGUUUAUGUAAAGUAGAACUGAUAUAUAUAUAUAUAUAUAUAUAUAUAUAUAUAAUAGAGGAAUUUUGAUUUUCGGGUCAAUCAGUGUCAGUAUGAAAAACGUUUUUAUAAACUGGAGUAAAAAUUUUGAUCUAUGAUUGAUUCUGAAUGCUCAAAAAUAUUCAUGUUUAAUUAGCAGCACAUCGAACAGUUUUUCUAGCAAUCUGGAGCUGUUAUUUGAAAUUUAAACCUCUUAGUUAAUUGUAGACUAAUUUAGGUUUGAAGUGGAAGAUAUGUCUUAAUGGUAAGGAGCUGGUUGUGCGAUGGUGGUUAAAGGACUUGUCACCUAGAGGUGAACCAUCUUUAAGUACCUAGGCCAUGCAAAGCUGUUUAAGAAAAGUGAAGGUCGCAAAAUGUGUUGUGGUCGCAAAAGUACCUAGGUUAUGCAAAGCUGUUUAGGUGGAGUUUCAUCACACAGCUAAUUUCGUGGUUAUAUAACUAGAGCUCAUGUGUUGUGGUAUAAAAUAUUUCACCUUGAGGACAUUCUGGUGGAGGACGAUUCCCUUAUGCUAGAGGCUAUUUCAAUGCAUUACUUCCAUGCGAAUACAUUUGUCCGAGAUGGGGACAUUUUAUUCUGCCUCUCUUAUCUUUUCAUUUAGUUUCUGUAGUUUAGACCAGCCAAAUUAUACAGGAUUCCUGAUGAUUCAUAUACUCACUGUCUAACUAUUUCAGUGCAUUGUGCUUUUAAUAAAUGUGUGCGAGUAUUCCAUUCAAUUUGACGAGGCCAUAAAUGUGGAUAUGGGUUGCAAUUUUAGUAUUGUUGGGUGCAAAUGAAUAGCAUCUUGUUGAGUAUCUACUGAAUUAUAUUAGGAGCAUGUAUUAAGAGAGGGCACUAAGGGUUUAUAAUAAAACCUUUACAUCUUGCUGAGCAUCUGGUAGAUGAUAAUUCCCAAGGGAAAUGAUGCUUAUGUCGUGGCUAUGAAAAUUUCUACGUUUAACCUAAACGGAAUGGAAUGGGUUGUUUGAUUUAUGUUGUCAUUCUAAACUUGUGGUUGAAGGGAUCGGGUGAUUUUUAUUGUGAAUGGAGGAUUCAGGGCAUUUUGAUUGAAAGAAUGUAUCGGAGUAAUGAGAUUUUGUGAUUCGACCAACCAAAGCCUUUUUUUAAGGGGUUGAGAUGUUGUAGGAACACAAUAUUGAGGCGUAAUCUGUCUUCUAUUAGGCUUGGAUUACUAUGCCCGCACCCUAUUAGGGUUUUUUUACGAAGGAUUUGGAUGGUUUUAGUAAUAGUAAUUUUUGCUAGGCCUGUGGUAUCUUUACUGUCCGCUGGUGAGGCUUCUGGGAAGAUCAGGUUGUCAGUGAGUGAACUGUUGAACUAGCUGAAAUUGUUUGAUCAUAUUUACAGAAAGAGACAGUCAGCUGUUUGUAUUAUUUGGGAACUUGGCGGCAAUUUUUAUGCCAUAAAGCAGUGGUCCCUUGACCUAUUGACAUUGACCAGGACGGUUUUACUAUUUCCUGAAGAAAUUGGGUUUAACUAAUGGGAAAAAGAAUGGAAAUAAUACUUGGUGAGGCAAGAUGUUUCCUACUUGAUCUUCCUCAUGUAACCUUGGGCUGCCUUUGUAGGGAUUCAAAGUAGUACUUUGUAGAUGUGGGUUACAUGGAUGCUAUUUGGUCGUUGCCAUUUUUCUUUGUGAAUUAAGUUGGCUAGUUUAUUUCAGUACAAAGUGUUGCAGAUCUACAUGUGAGGCUAUCGUUCAAAUGAAGAAUUGUUAUAAUGUUGAAACUUAUAACACAAUCCCUGCCUUUGAGCCUGGUUUUUUUUUAUAAAAUAUUUACCUUUUGCAAUUGUGUUACGGUUCACUUAUUUCAAAGAAUUCCCAUAUUUCUCUUAUAGAUUAAGUUCUUUAUGGAAAUGAUGAUGUGCUUCUUGGAGCGGUACCUUUCAUAACCAAGCUAUGACAAGGUUGGAAUGCUUGUGACUAUUUGAAGGGCCAUUGACAUUCGUAGUUGGAUUUGUUCUACAAUGGAUUAAGUUGCAGAUGAUUGAAGUAAAAGUUUUUAGGUCUGAUCUUGUUGGCCACUUGACAUUUUGAGUCUGGGCUGAGAUUAUCAUAAAACUGAAAAUUAAUGAUUAUUUACCAGUACUACUACUUAUAUGAGGUUGUGUGAAGUCAUGUGUGUGAUGUACGGCUUCAAGAAUCAUGCUCCAUGAAAUGUCUUGUCCGGGAGUUUCCAGAACACCUAUUUUUUUCUGGUAAGAUUUACGUUAGAUUUGGAAGGACAUGAUUCAAAACUCUUAUCUGAGUUUUAUGUUUAUAGAUUGUUUGAAAUUAUAGGAUAAUGCAUCAAAUUCGUCUGUAGGAAAGUCUCUGUAUUCCUUGUUUUCUUUUUUCCCGAUUCUGUAGAGCAUGGAUGCCGAUGCAUUUAAAUACUGUGCAGUAGUUGAUGAGCAUGAAAUUCUUCUGAUAGGAACAUGAAUGCUUGGUGGAGGGACCUCUAAACAACUUGAAGCAGAGUAUGGUACAAUUUCAGAAGCCAAAAAAGGUAGGAUUGACAAAAUCGAUCGUUUUCAUCCGACGUCACCUUUUGUGCACGAGUUUUUCCAAUGUAGUGUCAUGGACAUGUGUUGCGGAUUUCAGCAAAUGAUUAGUGAAAUCUCGCUUUGAACUUGCUUUCGUUGCAUCUUCAAUCAAACAGAUAUAUAGCGAUCGUAGAUUUCACUUUGGGAAUGGGCCAGGACCUGUGGCUUCUGAUAGUUUUGGUCCAGCCAGUUCACCAAGUCCGAAUGCUGAUAGGAGAGGUGGACGCAGCAAAGGUAUGCUAUAUUUCUUUUUCCCCUUAUUGAUUUUAUUUUAUAUCAACAAUGUGUGAAAACUUAACCCAAGCAUCCUUGGGCGCGCAUUUAUGCCUCAAUUUUCAUUCUUUUGUGAUUCAACUUCAGCCCAUUGUGAGGGUGGGUGAAAUAGCUAUGUUAUCUUAGAUCUUUACUCUAAACGGUUGUUCUAUCCAGGUCAAAUGCAGUUCAGCCAAACCAAUGGUGUGCCAAAGCCUGGUGUGCACCCUGGAGGGGGGUACCCGUUACCUAGGAUUCCUCUUCCACCCUUCCCUGCUGGGCCACACUCUCAACCGUACGCCAUUCCCACUAGAGGAGCGAUUCACGGGCCCGUUGGAGCUGUUCCUCAGGUCCCCUCGUCAGGGACCAGGGGCUUUGGAACUGGGCGAGGGAACGCCGGUGGCCAUAUUGGGGGUCAUCUCUCACAUCCGGAUGGUUCUCAACAUGCUUUGGGCAAUCUCGGGUCCGCCUUCAAUUUCCCUCUGGACAGCUCAAAUUCCCAGCCUUCUGUUGGAGGUCUGAUGACCCAGGUAUUUAUUAAUAUCACACUCGUACAUCUCAGCCUGUUUUUAGGCCACAUCUCAUCCGGAUGUUUUUUCUCUCUUUUUUUUUAAAUUUUUUUAAAUGCUCUCUUGUGGUGGUUACUGUCCGCGAUAGAUGCCAGUUCAAGGUCUUGGGCAACCUUUCAGAGAUGGGUUCUCCAUGGGAGGAAUGUCACAGGUAUUUGCUCUAUUUCUCUGACAAGCCCCAGUUUUUUGCUCUAUUUCUUCCCGUCCUAUAUAGUUUAAUUGCUGUAUGUAUCUCAGGAUUUCCUAGGAGAUGAUUUCAAAAGCCAGGGAUCUCACGUUGCCUACAACAUUGCCGAUUUCUCGACACAGGUGGCAUUUUAUUUCGAGUUUGGUCGAUCUAAAGCGUCGUCUGAUAAUAAAUAUAUGGAUGCUAUGAAAAAGUACUCAAUCUUUUGCUUUCUUUUUUUUUUUUUUUCUCAGGCCUCUCAAGGCGGCGGCGGGUACGGUGUCGACUAUGCCACUCAAGGAACACAGGGUGGUGGCUUUGUGGGGGGCUUCCUGAACCAAAAUUCUCAAGCGGGCUAUUCCCAAGUGGGCACCCCCGGAAAUGAUUUCAUCUCCCAGGUAACAAUAAUAGUAGCACAUCACUAAUAAUAUGAUGCCCCUUGUAAGUAUAGUACGGUUUGAUGUCAUUCCACACAAGCAAGCUCUGGCCGUAGUAAUGGCACCACCAUUUAUUUUUUAUUUUUUCCAGGAUUACAUGCCUCGCGGCAGGGCGCAGGGUUUAUUCACCCAGGUGGGUUUCAAUGAUCCCUCGCAGGACGACUCCUCCCAGUCCCAUUUUGGCGUGGCUGGACAGGCACUCCUUCAGUCUCAGGUACCCCUCUUCCUCCCUCCACUCACAGAGAUCGAUCCCGUUCUUUGAAAAUUUCCGAAGAGAACCAACCCACGUCACCACCGGCGAAUGUUCUCCUCUCACAGGGCAUGAUGAACCCUCUCUACUCCCAGCCCUUCACCCAGUACAGCACCCCGUCCCCCCAGCCGCAGCAGAGCCAGGGCUCUCCCAGUCAGAAUCUGCACUACACCAGCUAG